AACGCAGCGCGCUUCUUUAUUUCUUUAGGAUGCGUUUGUGUACGUCGGGCGAUUAACAUUUACACAUUUACAUAUAUUCGUGAUGAAUUUAUUUUGUUUCUAACGGUUCAUAGAUGCGAGUGUGCUCAAAUUGGUGUGAAUUUAAUUGAUGAAAUUGUGCCAGUGUCGUAUGCAAUUUUACAUAUAAACAAAAUUGCACUUUAUUGUGAUUACCGUGAAAUCGUAUUCAACUGAAAAUAAUUCCCAAAAGAUCGCAGAGUGCUUUAUUUCUUUGGGAUCAUAGAUAGAGAUGGAGGAAUGAGUAGAUUGAAAAAUUCAGCCAACUCGAAGUGAAAUAUACCCUCGAAAAAUGUACGCAAUUAUUAUGGAUGAUCUCCCGCUGCUGACAAUGAUAAAAGAAUAUUCAUCAUAUUACUGAAUUGCACCGGAUUCCAGUCAAUCAGAGCAAAGAAACCAAUAAGAAUCGUAGUGUUGAAAAUAAAUACCAGAAACUUGCCAUUGCAACAACGCGAUAAAAUGUCAUUGGUGGAAAGGAAACAUUUUCUACAGUGGACUGUGGUAAUGACGUUUGUGCUGCUUUCGGUGUCCGGUCUAGAUGCAGUAUCUAGCUUGCAAGGUGUGCCGACUUGGAUCUCUUUGGGACUUAAGUCGCCAUUCAUUGAGUUCGGCGCCCAGGACGAGCAGCUGGCCAACACGAGCAUCCCACUGAACAUCACCAAGGAUGAGCAGGCCUACAUGCAUCAGGAGGGACUCCGCAAGCUGGGCACCUUCAUCAAGCCCGUCGAUCUGCGCGAUUCGGAGACUGGCUAUGUGAAGGCGGAUCUCACCAAGAGACUGGAGACGCCCACUGCGCAGGCGCGUCGGGUCCAUCCCAUACAGGAGGAGAUGGAUCAGAAGCAAAUCAUCUUGCUGGAUGAGGAUACCGAUGAAAAUGGUCUACCGGCCAGUCUCACGGAGGAGGAUCGCAAGUUCAUUGUGCCCAUGGCACUGAAGAAUUCCUCGCCCGAGUUGCGUUGGGGUGUGCCCGCCAAGACGCCCGUGUUCUCCAGUCUGACGAGCGCAAAUCCCACGCGUUCGUCGCUGCCAACGGCCGCAAGGCGGCGUAGCACCACUACGCACACCAGCACCACAAUUGCACCGGAUCCCACUUCGAACAUCGAUGAUCUGAAGAAGCACAUUCUCUUUCUGCACAACAUGACGAAGAGCGACAACAAUUUCGAGUCGAAAUUCGUCAAAUUCCCGAGCUUACAGAAGGAGAAGAGCAAGCAGGGUGGCGGCGGCGGUGGUGGCAGUGGCGGAUCUUCCAACACGAAUGCCAAGCGUCCCCAGCGACCUGUGCUUCAAUAUGCUGCUCCCAUUGCUCCGCCCACGCGCAGGGUGCCACAGGGAGCGCAUACGCCAGGUCAAAAGCCUUUCGGUGGUUAUUACCACAACGAGGAUGAGUCGAACACCUUCGUGGAUGUGGUUGGCUCAUCGGAUCGCAGCAAGGAGCGCACCAAGUACGAGGGUGUGCCUCAGGUGCAUCUUCUGGGCGAUUACGAUACGUCAACUACGACGUCGUCGACCACAACGACAACCACAACGUUAGCUCCGCCGACCGAGUCGAGCUCCAAGCGCACCACAAAGCGUCCCGUUUGCCUGCGCAAUCCCGAGUCACCAAAAUGCGUGCGCCAACGCCAGCGAGAGGAGCAACAACGUCAGCGGGAACGCGAUGAAUGGUUUCGCGGUCAGGCGGAGUUUAUGCGGCCACGCUUCGAGCCCAUCAUACAGACAAUCAACAACACAAAGCGUUUCGCUGUGUCCAUUGAAAUACCCGAUUCCUUUAAAGUACAUUCCGAUGCAGCGCCUCCCGAUGAAGCGCCCGAUCUUCAGACGCUCUCACGCGUCAGCCGAAGCUCACAGCCGAAGCGACGCAACAUUGCCGCGGCGUCGUCGUCGGCGGAUAAGCUUGCGCAGUCGACAGGCAACUAUUUUGCCCAUGACAUCAUCAUGACGUCGGCGGGCGUAACCGAUGGUCGUGAAUUUAUGCUCGCCAAUGUGCAUCAGUUUGGCAUGCUGCCUCCUGAGCAUGAGAACGAAACAUUGCCCGCCCCCACAGCAGCGUACUCGGAGACGAUCAAUCUCAAUCCCGACAACUGCUAUACGGUCGAGGGUCUCUCCUAUGGCCAGAAGAAACAGUGCGCUCUGCACACGAGUGUGAUGCCCGCGAUAAGUCGCGGAGCACGCGCUGCCAUACAAGAAUGUCAAUUUCAAUUCAAAAAUCGUCGCUGGAACUGCAGCACUACAGACGAUGCCACCGUCUUCGGUCCCAUGACUGGCUUGGGCACACCGGAGAUGGCCUUCAUACACGCGUUAGCGGCGGCGACUGUGACCAGUUUUGUGGCACGCGCCUGUCGCGAUGGUCAGCUCACAUCGUGCGGAUGCUCGCGCGGAUCGCGACCCAAGCAGUUGCAUGACGAUUGGACCUGGGGUGGUUGCGGUGACAAUCUCGAGUAUGCCUACAAAUUUGCUACAGAUUUUAUUGAUGUGCGCGAGAAGGAGACGCGUCGCGGCACACGUGGAGCGGGAAAUCCGGAGCGUCGUCGCAAGCAAAUACAGGCCGACGAUGCCAAGGGCGGUGGCAACUCGCAGAUCAACGAGGAGAACGUCAAGAGUACGAAGGAGACCAAGUCCAAGUCGAGCCACGAUGGCAAAAAUGAGACUGCGUCAUCGGUGAUGUCUGAUCUGCAGAGUAAGGCAAGAAAAAAGGGCAAUGAUUCGUCGUUGCUGCCGUCAGUGGCGUCGUCAUCGCUUGCCCCACCUAAGCAGGAGUCCAGUGAUGAGAAAGACGAGCCUCGCAUUAAUUCCGAGGAUUUAAUAGAGCUGCAAGAGCGUAUCACUAAGGAAAUUCUAAAUUCCAAGCUAAAGGAAAACGAUAUGAUCGAAUUGCAGGAGAACAUCAAUCGUGAAAUUCUGAACUCGAAGCUGUUCAACGGAGAGGCUAAUGGAAAGCGUCGCAAGCGCAAGCGCAAGAAUCAACGGGCUGUUAGUGGAGAGGCGCCUGUAAUGUCGAACGCCAACAUCAAGGCUAGAAGUCUUAUGAAUCUACACAACAAUGAAGCGGGCCGUAGGGCCGUUAUUAAAAAGACACGAAUUACGUGCAAAUGCCAUGGCGUUUCAGGUUCAUGCAGUUUGAUCACGUGCUGGCAGCAAUUAUCUUCCAUCAGAGAAAUUGGUGACUAUUUGCGCGAGAAAUAUGAAGAGGCUACUGAGGUGAAGCUGAAUAAACGCGGACGUCUUCAGGUGAAGAACAGCCAGUUUAAGGUGCCCACCGCGCACGAUUUAAUCUAUUUGGAUGAAAGCCCGGACUGGUGUCGCACCAAUCGUCUAUUGCAGUGGACAGGUACGCACGGUCGUGUGUGCAACAAGUCUUCGUCGGGUCUCGAUGGCUGCGGCAUUCUGUGCUGUGGCCGAGGCUACAACACCAAAAAUAUCAUCGUUCGCGAGCGCUGCAACUGCAAGUUCCACUGGUGCUGCCAGGUUAAAUGCGAUGUAUGUACAAAGGUACUCGAGGAGCACACAUGUAAAUAGGUUUAUUCAAUGAUAGGCAGCACAGAACAAUGUCCAUACGAUCACGAUUCGCAGCUAAACAUAAAUUAAAACAACAAAACAAAAACAUAUUUAUAUAUAUAUAUCGAUUUAGAAUAUUAUUUAUUAAAAUUAAUUAAGUUACGUGAGGCUGUUGCCUAAUGGAUUUUAUUCUUAACUUAAACCGCAAACACACACACAUUUACAGACACACGAAAAAAGGUUAUUAUUCCAUAAGGUUUAAUUGGCGUCCAUGUUGUAUUGUACAUACGUAAUACUUGUACAUCUUAUAAUUGGACCAAUAUAUAGUACAUACAUACAAAACAUAUAUACGUACUUUAGAGCAGUAAACAAUUUUUUUAGUCUUUAGUGCAGAGGGAAAUAAAUCCAUUUUGGUCGUCAUUUCCCAAAUUUAAAUCCCUCCCAAAUGAAACCAACCCAGCAGAGGUUUUCCUUUAAUCGAAGUUUUUCGUCACGUUUAUCUAGUUUUAAAUUUUGCCAUUAGUUCUAGUUUCCUUCGACAUGUACUUGUUACAACGUGACUAAAUUCGAAAACCAUUUACUGAAAUAAUAAAAUUGAAAAGCUGCAUUCACAAAUACAAAUACGAUGAACACU
Drosophila sulfurigaster albostrigata is the source of this 4183-nucleotide messenger RNA. It is a transcript of the gene Wnt5, whose product is annotated as protein Wnt-5. Lineage: Eukaryota; Metazoa; Arthropoda; Insecta; Diptera; Drosophilidae. The transcript has 10 exons. The record is from RefSeq and is a predicted model, not a curated record. Gene Ontology annotation, cellular component: extracellular region. Gene Ontology annotation, biological process: neuron differentiation; cell fate commitment; canonical Wnt signaling pathway. Gene Ontology annotation, molecular function: cytokine activity; frizzled binding. Bases 517 to 3570 code for a protein of 1017 amino acids.